Molecule: messenger RNA, 682 nt
Organism: Penicillium subrubescens
Lineage: Eukaryota; Fungi; Ascomycota; Eurotiomycetes; Eurotiales; Aspergillaceae
Exons: 2
Coding region: 1-567 (188 amino acids)
Source: RefSeq, a predicted model, not a curated record
AUGGCAAGCCCCUCCAACACGAUUAUUAUCGCCGAUGACGAGGAAUUGCCAAGCCUCGAGCCAGGCAGCUCACGACCUCAGAGGGCCCCUCGCCGUGAUUACAGUUACCGAGAUUUUGAGAGCAUGAUCGUUGAAGCAGUCGAUGAUGAGACAGAAUCGACACCAUCACGCAAACGCAAAAGAGUUGAAACGAAGGAGUCGUCUGCUUUGGAUAACGCCUUUGAAGAGCUCCGAAAGGCAGUCAGCCAUAAAAUGCAACGGCUACAAGAGAAAAAUCGCACGCUUCGAGAUGAACUUCGCCAGGAGAGGGAGAGGAACCAAAAUACAGAAGCUGAACUUUCCCAGCAAAGGGAGAAGCGUAUUUUAGAGUGCAGUCAGUAUCUGCUAUAUGCAGCCAGAUCGCUGGGUGUUCCUUCCAUGUGGGCACAUGGUCUGCAGGUCAUGCGCAGGAAGUCUUGGAACAACGGAGAAGUGCCCUAUCUGCCGAGCACCAAUCGCGGGAUAUAUCGGAUGCUACCCUUUUGCAGGAUAAAGCAUAUAUAUCGUGUUGCAGGUCUAGUUCAAUGACUCGUGUUCAAGCCGUUUUUUCGUGUUGCGUCCUCCUCCCACGUACUUUCGGCGAGAUAGCAGAAAGUAUUAAUAUCACGUGGAGAAGCCCUAACUACGCGCCGUCUUAGCGCCC